This is a messenger RNA of Microtus oregoni (creeping vole), 537 nucleotides long. RefSeq names its product nuclear receptor 2C2 associated protein (gene Nr2c2ap). The coding region runs from base 100 to 522 and encodes 140 amino acids. Lineage: Eukaryota; Metazoa; Chordata; Mammalia; Rodentia; Cricetidae. The transcript is spliced from 5 exons. The record is from RefSeq and is a predicted model, not a curated record.
GCUGCUUUUGUCUCUCUCCGGCUCCCGGAUCGCCCGCCGUGUCACGUAGAGGUGAUCGGGGAGGGCCGGCGGCUGGGUUCAAACUCGCGCUAAGCCGCGAUGACCCAGUCUUUGGUUUGCCCCGAGACCGUGAGCCGGGUGAGUUCUGUGCUUAAUCGCAACAGCCGGCAAUUUGGGAAGAAAUAUCUUUUUGACGAGGAUGAGGAAACAUGCUGGAAUUCCGACCAGGGUCCCUCCCAGUGGGUGACACUCGAGUUUCCCCAUCGUGUUCACAUCACACAGCUGCAGGUGCAGUUCCAGGGCGGCUUCUCCAGUCGCCACAGCUGCCUGGAAGGUUCACAAGGUGGGGACACCCUCAGUAAGAUUGUGGACUUCUACCCUGAGGACACCAACGCCCUUCAAACUUUCUCCAUUCCUACUGUGGAGGUGGACCGGCUGAAGCUGACCUUUGAGGACACCACGGACUUUUUUGGUCGUGUGGUCAUUUACCACCUGCGGGUGCUGGGUGAGAAGGCAGUGUGAGCAUUGGCCCACCUC